Molecule: messenger RNA, 1014 nt
Organism: Sebastes umbrosus (honeycomb rockfish)
Lineage: Eukaryota; Metazoa; Chordata; Actinopteri; Perciformes; Sebastidae
Product: aquaporin-1-like
Exons: 3
Coding region: 421-1014 (197 amino acids)
Biological process (GO): renal water transport; hyperosmotic response; carbon dioxide transmembrane transport
Cellular component (GO): membrane
Molecular function (GO): ammonium channel activity; glycerol transmembrane transporter activity; carbon dioxide transmembrane transporter activity
Source: RefSeq, a predicted model, not a curated record
UAUAGUGACCGUUUUAUAAAAAUAACUUUUUUAAAUCAUAUUUGCUCCAUUUCUACCCACUGCUGCUCUAACAUAUCCUCCAUCAUCCUUCUCACACAAAGUGACAGUUUGGUGCGGCCUCUAAUGAGUUGUGAAUAACAGUAAAGGCAGCAACGCUUUCUGUUAAACUGGAAAAGUACUGAACAGAACAGGAGACGUUGGAGGUCAUUCUCACUGGUUGAAAAGCACAUCUCUCAGCUGCUUCUAAUCAGGCCUGAUUUUUUUGAAGCCUCACACAUGUCACUCAUGAUGUUUUCAAUUGGCUUGGUGGUGGAACCAAAUCUCUGCCUGCAGUGCCACAGUCUUGGUGUAUCACUAAAACACUGUUUGUAAGCAUGAAGCGGGCGUUAUCUGAGUAGCCAUGUCAGAAAUUUGGAGGGCAUGAUCAUCUUUAUCUUCAUCGGCCUCUCGGCUGCAAUAGGGGACCGAAACAAUUCUUACCCCGACCAGGAGAUAAAGGUGUUGUUUGCCUUUGGCUUGGCCAUCGCCACAAUAGCUCAGUGUAUAGGUCACAUCAGCGGCACCCACCUGGACCCUGCCAUCACCCUGGGGCUGCUGGCCAGCUGUGAGAUGAGCAUGCUCAGAGCCUUUUUCUACAUUAUUGCUCAGAUUUUGGGAGCAGUGGCUGGCAGUGCCAUUGUGUACGGUAUCAGGCCAGAUACCACACAUUCACUUGGUCUUAACAAGCUAAAUGGAAUCAGCCCAUGUCAAGGUUUUGGUGUUGAGUUCCUGCUCACCCUCCAGCUGGUCCUGUUUGUGCUCGCAGUCACCGACAAGAGACGUGACGUCAGUGGAUUUUCACUUCUGGCGAUCGGAUUGUCCGUAGGGCUGGGACACCUUGCUGGUAUCAGCUACACAGGAUGCGGUAUUAACCCAGCUCGAUCCUUGGGGCCUGCAAUUAGCAGGAAUCUUUUGAUGAUCAUUUUAUUGCAGAGCUGUAAAUCAUGUUUUGGAUUCAUGAGUUAUUCCUAUUGA